UCUGUAAUUACUGCACCCAUACAUUGCGCAUAUACUGCCGCACGUACCAUAUGUCGGCGGAUCCAUCUCAAUUGCGCGUUAUAAAUUAUUUACCACAAAAUAAUCACCGUCAAAACACGUAAACAAAUGGGCUAACAACGUUACACACAACACUGCCCGAUAGGAGCGCUGAUCGCAGUUGUUUCCAAUAUGGCUACCGAGUGUCCGGUAUUCCUAUUUACUGUAUUUGAUUUUAGUAUCUAUGGUUGUUUGCGUUGUAAUUGGAACUGGAAGGGCCAUAUGUUUCUGUCGUCUGCUUGUAAUUUUUUGUUUUUACAAUUUAUCAUAACUUUGUUGCUUGUUUUAGCAUUAAUCAUGGAUGAUAUUUGUGAUAAUGUUAAUUAUAUUAGUUCGCCUAGAGCUCUCUCUUAUGUUCGGGAUAGUAAGCAAGGAAAGAAAGUGUUAAAACACAUGAAUAAAGUAUUGAGGAAUCUUUCAAAACUUGGAAUAAAGUCUUCGGAUGUACCUAGAAAGGGCGUGAUGGUGGGCAACGUGGGCCACGGCACCGGGCUGCAGGAGGCAGAGCUGCUCCGGGCCUGCCUGCCGUUCGGCGCCGUGCAGGCGGUGGUCAUGGUGCCCGGCAUGGCCUACUGCUUCGUCGUGUUUGCCGACCUGGCCGGGGCGGAGAGAGCCUACUCCGCCCUGCACGGCCGGAGGAACCCGGUGUCCCCCGACCUGCCGGUCCUGUACCUGGCGUACGUCGACUCAGUUCCAGGGUGUGACAGUGUGUGCAAGUUUGACCUGAAACCUCCGGGCUUGCUGCUGUAUGAAGAUUUUGUAACAGACGCUGAGGAAGAAUCACUGCUGAACUGUGUUGAUUGGACCAAUACCUCGUGCCAUUCAGGCAAGGUUCUGAAGCAGCGCCGAGUGAAGCACUAUGGAUACGAGUUCAGAUACGACACGAACAACGUAGACAAAGACUGCCCACUUCCAGAAGGAAUACCUCCGGAGUGUGACUUCCUGUGGCCGCGACUGAGGCAGAGAGGCUGUGACGUCGGCGCCCAGCCUCCGGACCAGUUGACGGUGAACCACUACGAGCCUGGUCAUGGAAUACCUCAGCACGUAGACACGCACAGUGCAUUUGAGGACCCGAUCAUGUCGCUGUCUCUCGGUGCAUCUGUGGUGAUGGACUUCAAGCAUCUGGAUGGACGGCACGCAGCAGUGGUCCUGCCUCGUCGCUCUUUGCUGGUGAUGUCGGGAGAAGCCAGGUUAGCUUGGAGCCACGGCAUCACGGCCCGCAAGACGGACGUGAUGCCUUCUGCCGGCGGCGGCCUGGUGGUCCAGGAUCGGAGCGCUCGCACAUCGUUCACGUUCCGCCGCGUCAGGCACGGAGAGUGUCGCUGCGAGCACCGCGACCGGUGUGACUCGCACCAGCGACGCUCGACUGCCGCCUUGGAGGCUGCGGGCACAGACGAGAUGGCAGCCGGCUUGGAGUCCCAGCACGUCCACGAGGUAUACGAGAAGAUAGCAGACCACUUCAGCGAGACACGCCACAAGCCAUGGCCCAACGUGCUGGCCUUCGUCCAGGCCUUGCCCCCUGGCGCAGUGCUUCUAGACGUGGGCUGCGGCAAUGCCAAGUAUUUUGCUCGCAACACCAAAGUCUUCCAAGUUGGUUGCGACACGAGCACGGGACUCGCCAGGGUGUGCAGGGAGCGUGGCUUCGAGGUGCUGACUGCCAACUGCCUGCAACUGCCCUUCCGGUCUGGCUUCGCGGACUGCUGCAUCAGCAUUGCCGUCAUCCACCACCUUGCCUCCCAGGCUCGUAGGCUGAGAGCAGUGCGGGAGAUGGUGCGUGUCCUGCGUCCGGGCGGCAGGGCGCUGCUCUACGUUUGGUCCAAGGACCAGCAGAGGGGGAUGCAGAGGUCUGCGUACCUGAAGCAAGCUAGCUGUGUCGGUGACGUGGAGACUAAGACCGUGAAAGACGAGACUCCGCGCGACGCGCUACUCCCCCUGCCCGUGCACACCAACAGGACGCAGUUCAAACAUCAGGAUGUGUUUGUCCCGUGGAUCAUGAAACCGUCUGGCACCACUUGCGUGCAGACACCGCCCACAUUUUACAGAUACUAUCAUGUCUUCGAAGAAGGAGAGCUGGAACAACUAUGUAGCCUCGUGUCUAACUGCACGGUCACCAGCAGCUACUAUGAUCAAGGGAACUGGUGUGUCAUUUUACAAAAAACACCUGCGUGACAUUACCCGAUAGUGUGCAGUCAAACAUUUUUCGAGUGAUUGUGGCCUGUAGCAUGGACAUCUUUAUAGUAGGUCUGAGCAUUGAAGAUGUCAUGUAUCGAACAGUUCAGGGGCUUAUGAAACAGCAGGAGAUAAGGCGUUCAUGGACAUGCAAAGUACAAGACAUACCAUAAACAUGAAUAUGUGUAAGUUUGAAGUUCCUAUUAUCAAUAUAUAUCUUGUAAAUAAAUUGUAGGAUGAAAAACUUCGCCAAUUUUAAAAAGCUUCCAAUGUUUUUUAAACUGGCCCAAAAAUUAUUUAAAUGUUUAUGGUGCAAUUUUUAUAUAUAUAUAAAAAAAUUGCAGUGACAAGAAAAAAUGGCAACAUUUACCCCUAAAAAAUGUAUCAGGCUACAUUCACUUUAAAUAGUUUUCCAGCAAAUGACUUGCAUACAAAUUUUUUAAUAAAUAAUGUUACUCUUUUACCCAA
Molecule: messenger RNA, 2694 nt
Organism: Bacillus rossius redtenbacheri
Lineage: Eukaryota; Metazoa; Arthropoda; Insecta; Phasmatodea; Bacillidae
Product: alkylated DNA repair protein alkB homolog 8
Exons: 9
Coding region: 190-2226 (678 amino acids)
Biological process (GO): tRNA wobble uridine modification; tRNA methylation
Cellular component (GO): cytoplasm; nucleus
Molecular function (GO): tRNA binding; tRNA (5-carboxymethyluridine(34)-5-O)-methyltransferase activity; S-adenosylmethionine-dependent methyltransferase activity
Source: RefSeq, a predicted model, not a curated record